This is a messenger RNA of Plasmodium gaboni, 1293 nucleotides long. RefSeq lists its product as hypothetical. NCBI's taxonomy places the organism in Eukaryota, Apicomplexa, Aconoidasida, Haemosporida, Plasmodiidae. Bases 1 to 1293 code for a protein of 430 amino acids. Gene Ontology annotation, biological process: protein ubiquitination. The record is from RefSeq and is a predicted model, not a curated record. Gene Ontology annotation, molecular function: protein binding. The transcript has a single exon.
AUGUAUACUAAAAGAUUUUCUAAGAACACGUAUUAUUUACCAUACAAGUCCAAAUGUUUAAGUAAUGUAAAUGGGAGUUUAUUAAAAGAACCAUAUAAUUUACAUUACUUUUUAUUAGGUACUAAUAACCCUAGUUGUGAAAAUGAAAUACAUUUGAUUGAAUACAAUGAUCAGUUUUUAUCUGUCAGAAAUAUUGAAACAUAUCACUAUGAGGGAGAAUCAGAACAUUUGGUAUGUUUAGAUAUGUAUGAAAAUGAAGACCAAAAAAAAAAAAUAAUUUUUUGUACAGCAGGGUAUGAAAAAUGUAAUGAACAAAAGAUGAAUAAUAAUGAUAUGAAUUAUAAUGAAUGUAAUGAAUAUGAUUACAGGAAUGAUGUGUGUUCAUUAUGGAUGGGGGACAUAGAUAAUUUAGAUGAUGAUAAUAAUAAUGAUAAUAAUAAUAAUAACAAUAAUGAUAAUAACAAUAUUGAUAAUAAUAAUAAUAAUCAUAAUAAUCAUUAUAAUAAUAUUGAUAAAAUGACUAAUUAUAAGAACCAAAAGAACUAUACAAAAAAAAAAAAAAAAAAAUUAACAAAAGUAUUGGAAUUGAAAAAAGGUAAUAAUGAAGAUUAUAAAUACAUUAACAAGAUAGUCGUAAAUGAUUUUAACAAGGAAUACAACAAAAUAUGCAUUAUAGAUAAAAAUAAUUAUAGUAUAUUUGAUAGGUCAAAAAAUGAUAUAAAUUUUAUGGUUUCAAAAAAUGUUAAUUAUGAAUUAAUAGAUGGAAUAUUUGAUCCACACCAUGAAAAUAUUUUAACGGUUAUGAGUAAUAUAAAAAUAUAUGGAUAUGAUAUAAGAAGUAACAUGAAUAUUUUUUCAACUUAUACUAAUCAUAAAGCAGAUUUAUCAUCAAUUGAUUUUAAUUCAAAUAUACCUAAUAUACUUUUAACAUCAUCUAAUGAUGGAUAUAUAAAAUUAUGGGAUUUAAGAUUUUUAAAAGAUUCUUUUUUUACAACUAAUAUACAUUCUCAUUGGAUUACAUCUAUACAUUUUAAUCAUUUUCAUGAUGAAUUAUUAUUAUCAACAAGUACUGAUCAUAUGUUGAAAUUACAUAAAAUAUCAUUACCAACAUCUAAUUUUCAAAAUGACAAUGUUAAUUAUGAAUUAAUAAAAACAUAUACUGAUCAUGAAGAUUCAGUAUAUAAAGGAUGUUGGAGCAAAACAGAUGCUUGGGUUUUUUCAUCUCUAUCAUAUGAUGGUAAAUGUGUUGUGCAUGGCGUGCCAAUUGAACAAAAAUAUAAAAUACUCUUAUAA